AUGGAAAGUGCUAUUAUGAUUGAAGAAAAGGAGUCUGUACCUAUAAGUACUACGGAAUCUCCAGAUCCUGUGUAUUUGGGGUCUGAAUUGGAGGAACUGUCAACACAAGAAAUAAACGAUGUGAUAGUUUUAACUUCUCAGCUCUCGUCAGACGAAUUGGUAACCAACGAAGACAUAGCUCAUACUGAAGCACUCAUAGCUGCUAGUGAAAAUAGUACGACAUUCAAUGUCUGGGACAUUUUUGUGAAAGGGCUGGUCAAUUUGGUCUUGCCUUUUAUUAAUGGGUUGAUGUUAGGGUUUGGAGAGAUUUUGGCUCAUGAGAUUGGGUUCAAAUAUGGUUGGAACGUUAUAACCAACCGUGAGUUAAAGCAGACUUCUGAAUACAGCAUAGAUGAUGUUACGAGGGCGCUAUUGGAUGCUGGAUUGAUAAAGUACGAUUUUGGGGAGAGUAUCUUGAGCAAGCGACCAUUACUCAAUAUUGGUGAUAGUAAUAAGUAUGUGACCAAAUCUGUUGAUGCCUUUAGACAAUGGCUAGACUAUAGUGAUACGUUUGAAGUGUCCAAGAGAUUGACUCUGAUUCCCGAUGAGAUGCUUAAGAAUUUGAUGGAUAAAAGAAGAAUAGACGGAGAUGAUGGAGAUGAAAAACGACGUAAAAAGAGAAAGGAACGACAAGCAGCUGGUUCGUUUGUGCUGUUUAAACAGGGAGAGAGUGGCGUUGGAGACGGCGACGUUGACGGCGACGACGAAUUAGAAUUAGAACCAGAAGAUCAAAUGCCAUGGUUGAAUUAUAUGAUGGAGAAAGAUAUAAAGUUGGGACAAGAUUAUAAGUACAUUGAUACUGUUUUAUUCCCCCAAUUUGAGCAAUAUUUGAGUAAUUCCAAGUAUCACCCAUUGACGGCACGUAAUUUGGACAAGUAUUAUGCCCAUGUGAAUAAGAUUAAUGAAGAUGAUUACAUUGCUGCAGAUAUUGAAGAUGAAGACGAUGAGAAUGUCCAACCAGCAGCAAAUACACCGGCUGCAACAGCAGCAACCACAAGCGGCGGACCAAUAAUACCAACAAAGGUUGGAGCGGCUACGGCAUCUGGAGGUCGUAUUGAACUUUCAGAAGAGUUGAUUAAAAACCUACCCUACAAUAUCCGGUACAAUAAGAUCUUAGCUGAUGAUGAUAUACACAAAUAUUUAUCCGAUAAAGGCAAAGCCCCAGAGGAAUCAGAAGAAGGCUUCGACGAAGAGCAUUAUGAAGAGGAUAAUAAUGUAAUGGUUUUGGAUCAAGUGGAUGUAACUCAAUUGAAUGACGAAGGUAUUGGAGGAGAUAAUAAUUUACUCUUUAUGUGA
Lizanozyma spartinae is the source of this 1335-nucleotide messenger RNA. It is a transcript of the gene MIM1, whose product is annotated as Mim1p. Lineage: Eukaryota; Fungi; Ascomycota; Pichiomycetes; Serinales; Debaryomycetaceae. Gene Ontology annotation, cellular component: mitochondrial outer membrane. The record is from RefSeq and is a predicted model, not a curated record. Bases 1 to 1335 code for a protein of 444 amino acids. Gene Ontology annotation, biological process: protein insertion into mitochondrial outer membrane; mitochondrial outer membrane translocase complex assembly. The transcript is spliced from 2 exons.